Linnemannia hyalina is the source of this 2352-nucleotide messenger RNA. Lineage: Eukaryota; Fungi; Mortierellomycota; Mortierellomycetes; Mortierellales; Mortierellaceae. The record is from the annotation of a GenBank genome assembly.
AUGAGCGGAGGCACCACCGAAUCAGUGGGUCAGCUCAGCCUACAAAGGUUCCCGACGGGCGAGAGCGAGUACAAGACCAGGCCAGUGUCGGGCUCGAGUUCGAGCACAGGUCACGGCCUCGGCGCCCAGACCAAGGCUUCACGAACCACUUCUAUAGUUUCCACCUCUUCGGCCCGUUCUUCUUCCGGCAGCUCUGGAUUUAAAUUUUCCUUCAAGCCUUUGCUCUACAAUCAUGGCAACGACAGCAAACAGCAACAACACCUCUAUCACCACCACAAUGGAAGUAGUCCUGCGACCUCGUCCAAUGGUCAUCGUCAAGCCCUUGACCCCUUUGCCAACUCGCCCUUCCCUUCUAUCCUUAUGUCGAUCAGGCUGCCUCAGUCGCUUCUGGACAAAUAUGUGAUCGAUCAGGAGAGCUUUCGUCAAGGCAAGGCUGUCUGGGGAAUCGGGAAGUACAGCUGGACCAUCACUGUGAUCUCCAGGGCCAAUGGCAAGAAGUAUGUAAUCAAGAGAGUCUCAAAGUCGCUUUUGCCACCCUCGGCGUAUUAUCAUUACCCGACCACCGCGCAUCGACUGUGCACCUGCCCUGCCUGCAAGUCUCUCAGAGAACAAUUGCUCCUGACAGGUCAAUUGCCCGACAACGAACUCGAGAACCUUCAAGAAGUGCUCGUCAUCCACAACAAGGGCCGCAGGAAAGAGUUGCCUCAACUCCCGCCAUCAUCUCCGCAGCAAUCCCGCCAACAUCAGCCACAACGACCGCUAUCAGCCUCUUCCAUCGCCUCACCCACCUCCAGCAGCAACAACGCAAAGGAGAGCAAGGAAAAGCAGCGGAGAUCGUUCAACCUCUACAGUUGUCACAAUGCCAGCACCCCCAACCACACAUCCAAAUUCUCAGCGUUCAGUCCCAUCACAUCACCUCAAGAUACCCCCGUCAACUCUCGACCCUCGACACCUGUCCCUUCCCCUUUACGCAUCCUGUCAACUCCCUCUCCUCCUCCUUCAUCCUCCACUCAUACGUCUUCUCCUCUUCCUGCACUCCCCGUCGGCCAUGGGAAAAUCCACAACAGCAACAGUAGUAACAGCAUCACCAACAAAAGCCAGACCGCACAGUCCUCUCUGACCCCAACUCCUUCUCUAUUGCUGCCCGCCGAGACGCCGCUUAUUUGGUCACAAAAAACGGGAGAUUCAAUGGUCUCACAAGGACCAAGAGACCUUUCCCGCUACAAUCAGCAGCAUGAUGCACCCAGGAGUCCUAGAAUCCCACCGCGAUCGGCGGGUACACCUUCUUCAAGUCUGCGGGCAAGACCUACCCUUCAGAGACACGCCUCUACACCCAACAUGUCUCGCGCCAUCACCGGUCUGGAUGUUCUGGAAACGGACCCGGCACAAGUGGAUCAAUUGAGACACCUUUCUCGACUAGGGAAUCAUGGAGGUGGAAAUGGUGGAGGAGUAAUUUCGUUUGGCAGGGAUCGGGAUCACCACAGGGACAUAGACUCGCGGCUAGCUCCAUUGAAAGGCGAUCGACCUCUAUCCGACUCACCGCUCAGCGUGACGAUGACGAUGCAGGCAUUGUAUGAGAGCACGCUUACAGACGGAAACUACCUGGAUACCGACGACGACGGCAGGGAAGCGAAUGUCGAGUACGAGAAGACACCGACGACGAUGACGCACUCCGCUCUGUAUCUUCAGGCAUCGAUGGUCACAACAGAGAGGAACGUGAGCCCGUUUGACACCAACGAUGGAGAGUUCAAACAGAUGGAACCAGAGUCUCCUGAAUCCUCGACAGCUCGAGCUCGUAAUGGUGCUACAUCGGCGCCAUUGAUGUUCACACCGCCACCGCACGCCUUGCCUAUGGAACUGGUGCUCUUGCAGACGUACAAUGAUUCGGAUCAUCUGCCUGAGCACCACGAAUGGACGCAGGAUGAGGACUAUUGGUACUAUGUGACUAAGGCUCAUGGUGUGAGGAGGCGGAAGCUGAAGAAGGUCAGCAGCUGGUGGUUGGAUCUGAGCAGUCUUGGAGGCGCCCUUUUGUCGGCCGGGUCGUCGUCUUCACACGAGCCGAUUGCAACGGGACCCAUCUACAACAUGGGACGUGCUCCAGGAACAACCUCCACAACACCCCACAUGUCAUCCCCACUUUCGUCCGAGCUGGCUCUGGCAAGUCCAUCCUUGACGGCGACGGAUACGACGAGGCGAACCCAUGCAGCCAAGGAAUCGAUCUCGUCGAUGGCCAGCCAGGAGACUGUGAAUCCGAACUCUGCAGCUUUCAAACGGCAGAGCUCGCCCAGGAACAGUACCAGCCUCAUGGGCAAGUACUAUUAUGUCGACUGGGACGAGUACUUGUCCCUGUAA